Messenger RNA from Phytophthora infestans T30-4, 1317 nucleotides. RefSeq lists its product as uncharacterized. Lineage: Eukaryota; Oomycota; Peronosporomycetes; Peronosporales; Peronosporaceae. The record is from RefSeq and is a predicted model, not a curated record. The transcript has a single exon. Bases 1 to 1317 code for a protein of 438 amino acids.
AUGGCGACUGCCGGCAGCUCGAACGCGACGCUGCUGCUUGUGACGGGGCUCGUUAGCGUCGGAAUGGCCGCCAUCGGCUUCUACUACCUCCAGAUGAGCAGCAAGAAGCCGUCCGCCAAUGAUAGCGAGACUGGCAACAGCGUUGCCACCACUUCCAGCUCGACGAUUAAUACAAACAAGGAGACUGUGGCUGUUACAUCCGUCGUAACACUAAAGCCAACUCCUCCUAGUCCGAAAGAGAGCUCUAAGACGAUAGAGAAGAUUGUCAAGUCGCCGAUUAAGGAAGUGGAGCCUCCCGUCGCUGCGCAAUCCCCGAUAAAUACUGCUUCGAGUCCGAAGUUGGAGGUUGCAGCUAGUCCUACGAAGGAGAUUGCUGUCAGUCCUAAGGAAGAGACUCCGAAGAGCAGUCCGAAAACGGAGGUGGAACCUCCGGCUCUAGAGCUCCCCAAACCAGUCCACGCCAGUCCGAAACAAACCCCGCAGAGCCCUAAAAAGAAUACUGACGAUGAUAAGAAGGAGACGGAUCCAAAGAAGGCUCCUGUCAGCCCGGUUAAGACCCCCAAGAGCCCUAAAAAGGCCCCUAACAGCCCCGUGAAGGCCCCCGAGAGUCCUGUAAAGGCCCCGGAGAGCCCUAAGAAGGCUGUUGAAAGCCCCAAGAAGGAAGCGUCUGAGCCUGCACCUGCAGUGGAUGAUGCUGUUAAGAGGAUGCUGUGCGAGGACUUGAUCAUUAGCCAGGCUAUCACUGAGACUGCGGAUGCCUUCACGGAAGAGUUACUUGAGGAAUCGUUUGAAAAUGUUGCAUUGGAGCAGGAGGAAUACGUCCAAGUGGAGAUGACGCGGUCGAUGACUCUUUCUCCCAGCACACCUGAGCUUAUCAACAUCGAAGACGCAGUAGCGAAGACUGAGGAGCACGAGGUUGCUCACACUUGUGAAGCCACACAAGAUGAAGAGAGCAUCGUCCAGGAGGAACAGGAACAGGACGAGACGUCGUAUGAGCCGACUGAGCCUGCGGCUGCGGCUCUGGCUUCACCGAAGAGCUCUGUCCAGUCUUCGUCGUGGGAGGCAAUCGCCAGUCCGGAGGUCAAGGCCCAAGAGCCCGUAACGUCGCUGUCACUAGACGCGCCGACAGAAGACACCGAGGCUCUGUCCAUUAACGUACCGGUUGAAAACACCGAGGCCUGUUACCAGGACAAGGACGCUUCGUCACCCGUAAGCAGUGGCGGGUCAUCCCCUGGCAGCAACCGCAAUCGCAACCGAUCAAAGAAGUCGAAAAGCAAACGGAAGAAAGCCAAGAAACACCCAAAGUUCAAGGCGUGA